This is a messenger RNA of Otolemur garnettii (small-eared galago), 993 nucleotides long. RefSeq names its product fibroblast growth factor 8 (gene FGF8). The coding region runs from base 70 to 804 and encodes 244 amino acids. Lineage: Eukaryota; Metazoa; Chordata; Mammalia; Primates; Galagidae. The transcript has 6 exons. The record is from RefSeq and is a predicted model, not a curated record. Gene Ontology annotation, molecular function: type 1 fibroblast growth factor receptor binding; type 2 fibroblast growth factor receptor binding; growth factor activity. Gene Ontology annotation, biological process: regulation of cell migration; positive regulation of cell population proliferation; positive regulation of gene expression. Gene Ontology annotation, cellular component: cytoplasm.
GUCCCUCUGCAGCCUCCCGCGGGAAAGCUUGAUCCCGCCGGGGCUCUCUGUGCUCCCGGGCCGCGCGCCAUGGGCAGCCCCCGCUCCGCGCUGAGCUGCCUGCUGUUGCACUUGCUGGUUCUCUGCCUCCAAGCCCAGGAAGGCCCGGGCCGGGGGCCUGCGUUGGGCAGGGAGCUCACUUCCCUAUUCGGGGCUGGCCGGGAGCCCCAGGGUGUUGCCCAACAGGUAACUGUUCAGUCCUCACCUAAUUUUACACAGCAUGUGAGGGAGCAGAGCCUGGUGACGGAUCAGCUCAGCCGCCGCCUCAUCCGGACCUACCAGCUAUACAGUCGCACCAGUGGGAAGCACGUGCAGGUCCUGGCCAACAAACGCAUCAAUGCCAUGGCAGAAGACGGGGACCCCUUUGCAAAGCUCAUUGUGGAAACAGACACCUUUGGAAGCCGAGUUAGAGUCCGAGGAGCUGAGACAGGCCUCUACAUCUGCAUGAACAAGAAGGGGAAGCUGAUUGCCAAGAGCAACGGCAAAGGCAAGGAUUGCGUCUUUACGGAGAUCGUGCUGGAGAACAACUACACAGCGCUGCAGAACGCCAAGUAUGAGGGUUGGUACAUGGCCUUCACCCGUAAGGGCCGGCCCCGUAAGGGUUCCAAGACACGACAGCACCAGCGCGAGGUCCACUUCAUGAAGCGGCUGCCCCGCGGCCACCACACCACCGAGCAGAGCCUGCGCUUCGAGUUCCUCAACUACCCGCCUUUCACACGCAGCUUGCGUGGCAGCCAGAGGACUUGGGCCCCUGAGCCCCGAUAGGUGCCUGCCAGCCCCUCCACGCAAGACCAGACAAGGAGACCCUCCUCUGGUGGGGGCUCCCAAAAGAGAAACUCAAGCCAGAUGAGAUCUGCCCUGAUGCAGGCUGGGGAGGUGCUGGAGAGCCAGGGGUUCCGGUUGUUGAUAUUGUUUGCUGUUGGGGUUUUUUGCAUUUUUUUUUAAACAAAAGAG